AUGCAAGCUAAAUGUAUUCAGGAAACCGAACGGUAUGCAGAAAGCACACAAAAACGUUUAAAUGUGCAAGGAAAGUAUAAGGACCUUCGAAUUGUUUUGACUAGAAUCGACGAGAACGAUUUACCCGUCGCCCGAAGGACUCGAAGCAAUUCUAUGUACAAACAGAGUGUCUGGAUGUUACAUAAACCUGCUGAAGAUUGUUCUAUGCAAGACGACAUGCAGUCGCGGAGGACUCGUAGGAAAAGUGUGGGUUCUCGAACGCAGCUUGAAACCAUAACAACCUCCCAAACACUAACAAAGGGACGCACGAAGAGAGCUAAAAGCAUGUCAUGUAAAAGAACUCGGGUUAACUCGUCGAAGAAAAAGAAAGAUGUUUCCUCAAUCCCAAAGUCGCACUGCAAUUCUCCGAACAAGCUCACCGUAGACGAAGCCGAUCGAGGCAGUAGCAUGUAUCUUUCAGACACCGAGGAUGGUGCUAUUAAUAUGCAGCCAUUGACGAAGAAGUUCCGUAAGGCUAACGAUAAUGAUGAAGUACAUUGUCAAAGUAAAUUUAUGUUUAAUUGUUGCCUGUGUGAAUAUAGUGGAAGCAACAUGGUCGACCACUACGUAAGCAAACAUCCAGAUCAGGAGGUGUUCAUCAGUCGCGUUUUACCUGAUCAAGCCGACGUAAUAAGAAAGCAACCAUCUGCCGUACACGGAAAAUGUGUCGUUUUGGGUAAAGUUCGGCGGUCCAUAUCAUGCCUGUGUUUGUUUUGUGAGAUUGUCUAUGUUUUAACACCGAAUGAAUGGAUCGAGCAUAUUGCUCGUCACACAGGAGAGUUUGGGUAUUGUAACGAGACCAAAACCUCGAUAAAAGUAAAUAGCGACAUUGAGUUUAGUUCUAAUCACAUGUAUGCUCACAUGUGUGAUAGGUGCAAUUUUGUGCAA
This is a messenger RNA of Anopheles cruzii, 927 nucleotides long. RefSeq lists its product as uncharacterized. The annotation marks the transcript as partial. The transcript has a single exon. NCBI's taxonomy places the organism in Eukaryota, Metazoa, Arthropoda, Insecta, Diptera, Culicidae. The record is from RefSeq and is a predicted model, not a curated record.